Drosophila serrata is the source of this 5764-nucleotide messenger RNA. RefSeq names its product transmembrane protein 132C dtn (gene dtn). NCBI's taxonomy places the organism in Eukaryota, Metazoa, Arthropoda, Insecta, Diptera, Drosophilidae. The record is from RefSeq and is a predicted model, not a curated record.
UUCCAACAACAAUAUUCCGACCAGCUAGAGUUUUUUUUGUGUGAAAUUUUGAAAACCUGAAUGAAAAUAGCCAUGCUGUAGGUGUUUAUUGUGCGUUUUCGAGCAGCGACUUGGCCAGCGUAAUAAGUGUAAUCUUCGUGGUCGGCAGUUGUUGGCGAUUCAAGUCACUCCACUCGGGCUGCAAAGUUUUGCAGGAGGAUGUUGUGUCUAUACCACGGAGCAGCUGUGUGUGUAUCGGCCAUGAGUGCCAGUGUGGGUGUUGUAUUUGGGUGUGUGUGUGUGGUGGCACACUGAAAGAAUCAAUAAAGGAUGUGCUGUGGAUGAGCGAAAAAAAGGACGAAAAACGUCACGUCGCGCUGGGUGCAGUUAACUACAGUGACAAUCACAGUGCGAGAUAAACAAAUAAACAUUUUGUGAACGAACGAACAAUUUUGAGACUCGUAUCGAGAGCAGCAUUUGGAGGAGAACUUCGAAGGAUUCGGAAAUCACAAGGACUUGGCUCGGCCACAACUACUGUGGACGUGGACUGUGGACUAACGAAAACGGCAUGAUGAUGAGGUUCUUCCUGAUAAUGACGAUGCUGACGUCGGUUGCAUACUCCGUGGAGGUGCACUUCGAGGCGCCGGACAGUGGCUUCUUUUUGAAGCACGCCCGCCAACCACCUGUCACGCCGGAGAUCGCCAACGUGCAGACGACAUCGUCGGCGGUGCCGCCUCUGCGGCAGCGCUCAUCUUACGACUCGGUUUUAUCCCUCGACCGCUUCACUGUGGUGGAGACCACACAGCCGGUGUCGAUACGCGCCAGCUACGGACCCUUCUCCACCAAGCAGACGGUGCCAGCCCGCUACAUUGUGCCGGACACGAUGGACAGCCAGGCGGGCGGCGACUACAUGAGCAACAAUACCGCCACGCUGCUAGAGCUACAGCAGCCGAAUAUGCACCUGGAUAUCUCUGCGCAUCUGGUGCGCCCCAGCGUCUCGCAGGACGCCCCUGUGCUGCGCGUGCUUUUUCAUGCGGGAGCUGAUCCAGGCGGCCAUUUGCAGCGCCAGAAGGUAUGCGUGCUCCUGCAUGUGGCCAUGGGCUCAGAGCAGCCGCUGAAGGGUCGCUGCAUGCCAGAGGGUGAAGAUGGAGUCUGUGUGGCCGAGGUUGUGGUUCCUCUGGGCUGGUGGCCUGCCCUGCCGGCUCCCAGCCAGGAUGGCGGCAGUCAGGCACCGCCCAAGGUGCCGCAGCGUUACGCCCAAGUUUCGUACAGUGUGUUCGAGCCUCCGCUUAGGAAUCCCGAGCAGUGCGAGCCCAAGGUUCAGAUCCAGCCGCUGACCACGUUCGCCCAGGUACCGCUGCUGGCUGCCAAGACUCCCUACCGCAUGCUACGCGCCGAUGAUGCUGUCACCUUCUUGCUGCCCCAGCAUCCGCUCUAUCCGCUGUCCCGGCUACACGUGCCUGUCUUUCUGCAUCAGUAUCCGGACCAGCGGGUGGCCGCCUUCACUGUGCGAGCCCGGGUCAAGGCGGGAUUACGCAUCCUGGGUGCCACUGCCUCCACGGACCUCUGGAGCGUCUCAGUAGAGAAGGAGAACCCCAAGCAUACCACUGCCCGGGUGACGGCGUUCCGUAAAGAGCCCGAGUCCAGUGUGGAAUCGGGUCAAUCCGCUGGAAAUUUCACAGCCGAAGUCUUUGAGGUCUUCUCCUGGCUACUAGAGGUGGCUGAGGACACAAACGACAUUGUGGAUGGCGGCAAGAUCGUGUGGUCCGUCACGCAUGUGUACGACACGCCCAAGGACAAGGAUUCCGGCGAACUGGUUACCACAGAUGACACAAAGAAGCGACUAAUUGCCAAGUUGGAAAUCAACAAGGAUGACAUUCAGGCAGUGCUCCCAAUGGCCAAGAUCUGGGAGGUGAUGAACACGGCGGUGCUUACUGGCCGUCAAGUGGCCCAAGCAAUGAAGGUUUUCAUUGUUUCACAGGCUGGCAAGGUGGCCGACGUCACACUCCAGAGCUCUUGUCACGCCGAGGACGAGAGUGUGAUCAAGGUUUCUUCCUCUUGCAGCUCCGUUUAUGUGGAUGGCUCGGAGCAGCGUGGCUCGUCAAAUGCCUCGGUAAUUGUCAAGUAUGGCACUUACGUGGGCGUGGCCAAGUUCAUUGUAUGGAUGCCAGAAUUUCCCCUGGAAGUCUACAUAUCCGAUUUCCGUCUCUCUCAGAUCAAGGGAUGGAAAGUGACCGAUGACAAUCACUAUCUUCACAAUAAGCAGUCGCGCCGAAGGAAGAAGAGGUCAUACGUUUGGGGCCAGCAUGGCACCAACUACUACAAUAACCUGGGAGCUGACAAGACGGUGUGCCGGGCGCGGUAUCAGCAGAGUCCCGUCGAGGUGUAUGCCAAGUUCUUGGCCGUGGAUCAGAAUUCCGGACGCACAAGCUACUUUAUAUCGAGACGAACCGGCUUAAGGGUCACUGAUUUAGUGCAGCCUCUGCUCCGGGUGGCCGAUCCCAAGAUUGCUUCGCUCAAGGGACGAAUACUGCAGGGAAAAUCCAUGGGACGCACAGACGUCCAGGUUUUAUCACCUAUAACGGGUCGCGUCAUCGGCACCAAGGAAAUCCGCGUGGGCAGUGACAAGGUCAACCUAUCCAAGCUCAUUGUGCGCGUCAUUUCGGGUCUGCAGCUGACCAUCAGUCCGGACAACACGAUAGAGAAUGGCUAUCUGGCUGAGACCUCGGUGACGCACAAGCUGACAGCCCAGUACCAGGAGGGAUUGCUGGACAUCGACCUGGAGUUUACGGAUGGCUCAAAGACGCCGCUGCGUGACAUUGCCGUGGAGGACUAUUUCCUGCUGGUGGAGAGCCUGGACACCGAAGUGGUUGCCUUUGCCCCCAUGCUGGCAUCGCAUCAUCCGCGCGUGAUUGCUGUGGGCGAAGGCAAUGGCAACCUCUUGCGCGUGACCCUGCUCCUUUCCGAGGAGUGUCGCCAAAGACGCGGCACUCUGAGCAGCACCAAGCAAAACAAAUCGAAUCCGGCGCCGCUGGCCAGCGCCCUGGCCUCCAUAGAGGUGGACUUCAAUAACGUGGAUAUUGUGAGCAAGCAGGAGGCUAUACAGAACGACGGCACCGUGGGCAGGGAGAGGAAGAACUACCGCCAGAUGGGCGAUCUCGCUGACAUCAUAGUUGGCAUCCCGCUGCGCGACUCCAGUCAGCAAUAUGAGCCUACUGUGCAGGCCCGUCAGCAUCGGGGCAGUAUCCAAGCGGUGCAUAAGAACCAUCAUGUGAAAGGCGCCGCCGGAACUGGCACCAUGUCCUCCAUGGAGCUAGGCAUGUACGUUCUGCUCACCGCCUUCUGCUUCGCCAUCAUUGUGUUUGUCAUCUCGUGUGUGGUCUACGCCUCCAAGUUCCGGCCAGCUAUGAUUGAGUCCGGUCUGGAUCCUCUGUCGGCGGGCAAGGGCAAUGGUUCGGGCGGAGCGGGUGGCGGAUUCCGGGAUGUGCGCCUGAAGGAGUCUACAACGAAUGUCCAUGAUUGGGUCUGGCUGGGACGCUCCACCAUUGACCGGCAGUCGAUGGUGACCGAGUCCAAUACGCAUCUGAAUGCUAGGGACUCCCGUAUGCGCAUCACUAGCAAUCCGAUUGUCAACUACGAUAACGGGCGACGGGUGAGCUGCUUCGACCAGCAGCCCAAGCUGCAGACACACAUUGUGCCGGCCUCCAACCUGAACAAGCAGCACGCUGACCACUAUUUAGCCAACGAGCGUAAGGACAAUGCCUUGGACUACAAACCACCAGUGCCGCCACAUCGGAAUGUGGGUGCAAGGGCCUGUCUACCAGUUCAGCCCAUUCCUGUCCCUGUUCCUGGAUCUGGCUCUGUUUCCGCUGCCGGCUCCUUGAAGGAUGCUCCCAUCAAGCGGCACAGUCAGCUCUACAAACGUGAGCACUUGCAGGCCAGUAGUGACGCCAAUGCCAACCCACAGCCGCAACAGCAGCAGCCACUGGAACGUCCCCAUCCGCUCGCCCAUGCCCCUGCCCAAGCCCAUUUGCAUCCGCAUUCCCAUCCGCAUCCUCAGCAUCAGCGCAGCCAUAGCCAUAGCCACAACUUCAGUCAGGAGCCGAUCGUCAAGGCGGCGCACAACAAGAUCAAGCAGCAGCAGCAACAACAGCAGCAGCAGCAACAUGAGGAAUUGCACAACGCCGAGAAGCUGGUGGAGUACACGAAUCCGCACCAGAAGAACGCGUUUCAGUUCGAUUCGUUGACACCAAAGAGAUUGACCAAAGCAGCUGCAGCUGCGUCCUCGCCGUCUGCAGUCCAGCCCAAACCAAAGGAGAACCACAGCAUGGUGAGCAGCACUGGUGAUGCGGCCAACUCAAAUGGCACAGACGAGAUCAUGCGGUUGCCGGCAGUGAGCGCCGUUAGCCAGGAGCCCACCACGAAAUCGUCGCGUGUCAAGCGCGCCACCGUGGUGGGCAAUCCGAUGUUCUCGGCCACCGUGGAUGAGUCCGUGGCGCCUGGCGAGCGUCUCGGACUGGAUGAUCUCGACAUGGACUACGAGCAGAUCAUGCACUACUUUGACAACCUAAAGGAGUCAAAUGCCUGAGUACAGGAGAUCAUUGCUAAAAUUCGCGAGAUAUUGUCUACGUUCCAUCAGCGAUAUCAAACGGUUGCCACUCCCCUGACCACGCCCACGCGCAAGCAGAUGCAGCUGCUCGACGAGCUGGUUGCGGGAGUGACCGCAGCAGCCGGAAUAACCAACAGCACCACUAACCAAAUAUCAAUGCCAGCAGCAGCAGCAGUGUCGCCGGAAGCGGAAGCAGAAGUGGAAGCGGAGGCAACAGCAGCAGCAACAACAUCAGAGGCAGAAACAUUCGAUGCCUACGACGGAACGUUGGACAUCGAGAGCAGGCAAUUUUAGGCGCGUGGCAACCUGGCACAGAUCUAAACGCAAUUCUAGCAAUACCUUCCCCAUACUCUAAAACAAAGAAAACCCCAAGGCCAUACCAAAACCGUAAGAGAAAACCGGAAAUUAGGGAGUAAUCCAUGCUGAAGGGUAUCCCCGAUCCGCAACCGGAAGCGGAACCGAAAGCACGCAUAUAGGAACGAAGCAAGUCCGAGUCGAAAGAAAGGAAGACAUAUUUAUUGCUAGGCUAAGUUCAUAUUAAAGCAUACACCUAUAGGCAUAUAUGUAACGUGGAGAUAAUCCCAGUGUGUAUCUCGAGGAGCGCGUGCCUGACACAAUCGGAAUCGACAGGCAAAACACUAACAUACAUGCAUAUGUAGUAUAUCUCUGUAUCUGUUUCUUGUAUCUGCCCAAGUAUAUGGUGUAGUUAGGGGUCAGCCAUCGAAAGCAUAGCUUAAUCCAGACAUUUUUCAUUUUCUUUGCUUCUUUACACAAUCACGAACGCAUCUCUUGGUAAUUGCCACAUCCACCACGUCCAGGUCCUUCCGUCUGAUUCUCCACGUUUGUCCGUCUUCACGUCCAGGUCGCUGCCUUAGUUCUCUGCUCUACACCGCCGACUAAGGUGAUCUCUGCCCGACGUUGCAUAUCCAAAGUAUCCUAGUUCUGGGAGAUUAGGGAAAGAGUAUUAGAAAGAGAGGGAGACAGAGAGAGUGAGCGAUAGAGGCCGAAGUAGAAAGAGAGAGAAGACAGCGAUUGAGAGGGAUUUGCGAGUGGAGAAAGAGAUAGACAGAGUUUCCAAAAUGUGCCGGGCACCGCUCCCAAAAGUCGCUAGAACUUAAAAACUGAAUAAUAUACAUUGAUAUAUACAAGAAUAUAAAUAUAUAUAUAUAUUUAUGA